AUGAAUGGGGCCGCCCUAUCUGCCUACAGUGUGGACAUGUUCGGCGUUAGUGCCCACAAAGGAACAAGGGCAGCAGGAGUUUUAGUGACCCCUACAGCUGAGGGCCAAGCAGUGGGGGCAGUGAUUUUGACCCAGGAGCACACAACCCUGAGAACCUCCCAGGACUACACUCCAUCUGAGCCCGGGACGCCACCUUCCGGACCAUUAUCUCUCCGGCUGAAAGGAGAUGUGAAGAGAGUGAAUCCGGACGGUUCGGAUUGGAGGCCAAGCAAGCUUACAGUCCUUUGUAGCGAACACUUCUUAAGUGGGAGACCCAGUACCGAUCCUACGCAUCCUGACUUCAUUCCCUCCAUCUUCAAGCACAUCAAAACUGACUCCAAAUCAUCAGAGUCCAAGCUCCGGAGAUUUGCUGCUGCCUCAAAGAGAAAACUUCACGUCCCUUCACAAACUCCACCCAAGAAGAGGCCCGAGUCUAACGAACGCUUCAACCUUGAAGAGGAGGGCAGCCACGUGGGAGCAGGAUUCCCCAAGUGCAGUGACCAGCUGUCACUUUCCCCUCUGCUGUCAAGGCAACCCAUGGUUUAUGAGGCUGGUCGUUGA
Molecule: messenger RNA, 600 nt
Organism: Knipowitschia caucasica
Lineage: Eukaryota; Metazoa; Chordata; Actinopteri; Gobiiformes; Gobiidae
Source: the annotation of a GenBank genome assembly